AAGCCAACAUUGAUUGCGCAGUAGUGUGAAAUAGCUGCACGUGUUUUUUGUUAUUCUGCAAUUGGAAUUGCAUUUAUUCUCAAAUUGAACAACAAUCGGUUGUCGGUGUCAAUCAAGAAUGGAGCACGUCGAUUACGCCGGCGUCAGCCCAUUAGGUGCCACAAGCAGCAUCAGCGGGAGUGCGAGCACUGCAAUGAUUCUGUGCUGUGAAUGUGGCGUCGCCAUUCAACCAAAUCCGGCCAAUAUGUGCGUCACCUGUCUGCGCAAUCACGUCGACAUCACAGAGAACAUACCCAAGCAGGCGGUGCUGCAUUUCUGUCGCAACUGCGAACGCUAUCUGCAGCCGCCCAACGAAUGGAUUCAAGCCUCGCUCGAGUCCCGUGAACUGCUCGCCGUUUGCCUCAAGAAGCUGAAGGGCUUGAAGGAUGUGAAGCUCGUGGACGCUGGAUUCAUUUGGACCGAGCAGCACUCGAAGCGCAUCAAAGUGAAGCUGACCGUGCAUGGCGAAAUCUCUGGCGGCACAGUGCUGCAGCAAGUGUUCAUCGUGGAGUUCACGGUGCAGAAUCAAAUGUGCAACGAUUGCCAUCGCACCGAGGCGAAAGACUUUUGGCGCUGCCUCGUUCAGGUGCGCCAGCGGGCGGAGAACAAGAAGACCUUCUAUUAUCUCGAGCAGUUGGUGCUCAAGUACAAGGCCCACGAGAAUACGCUGGGCAUUAAGCCGGAGCACGGUGGCCUCGACUUCUUCUAUGCGAGCGAGAAUCAUGCGCGUCGUAUGGUCGAUUUCCUGCAGACAAUGGUGCCCGCCAAGGUGACCACAUCGAAGCGUCUCAUUUCCCAUGAUAUACACAGUAACAACUACAACUACAAAUACAAUUGGUCGGUGGAGAUUGCGCCGGUGUCCAAGGACAGCGCCGUUUGCCUGAGCAAGAAGCUGCGUCAACAGUUGGGUAACAUUUCGCCUAUUUGCCUCGUGAAUCGCGUGUCCAGCAGCAUUCAUCUGAUUGAUCCACUGACCGCCCAAAUAGCUGAGAUACAAUCACAGGUCUAUUUCCGCGCCCCGUUCGAGGCAAUCUGCAAUCCGAAGCAGCUGGUCGAGUAUGUGGUCAUGGACAUUGAGCUGAUACACGAAAAGGAUCGCAAGAGCUAUCCCGGCCAGGGCAGCGUCUCCUUCAAGCACGCCCUCUGUGACAUUUGGCUGGUGCGUGCCUCCGAAUUGGGCAUCGCCGAGAAUAACAUUCAUACACGCUCCCAUCUGGGGCAUCUGCUCAAGGUGGGCGACUCCGUGCUGGGCUACAACACCGGCGAGGCGAACAUCAACGAUCCCGAGUUUGAUAAACUGUCUGCGGACCUGAUACCCGAUGUCGUCCUGGUGCGCAAGCAUUACGAUCGCCAGACGCGUCUCAGCCAGCGUCUGUGGAAGCUGAAGCAUCUGGCGGAUGAGGCGACGGAUGAGCGCAGCAAGCACGACUAUCACGAGUUCCUCGACGACAUCGAGGAGAACGCGGACAUUCGUGGCCAGAUCAAUGUCUAUCGCGACACCAAAAAGCAGCUGCCAACUGUCGCUGAGUCGACGGCGGAUGUGCCGCAGAUAACGCUCGAGGAGAUGCUGGAGGAUCUGACACUCGAGUGUGCUGAUGAUGAGAUGGGCGAUGGAGAUGGCUAUGGCGACGGCGAGGGUGUUGGCGAAGCGGAGCCACAAUUGUAGUACGCUUUUUUUUAAUUAUUUAUGUAUUUCCUAUGUACAUAUUCGCACAAUAAAAACAAAUUGAAAA
Molecule: messenger RNA, 1772 nt
Organism: Drosophila sulfurigaster albostrigata
Lineage: Eukaryota; Metazoa; Arthropoda; Insecta; Diptera; Drosophilidae
Gene: Nmd3
Product: 60S ribosomal export protein NMD3
Exons: 1
Coding region: 119-1705 (528 amino acids)
Biological process (GO): ribosomal large subunit export from nucleus
Cellular component (GO): cytoplasm; nucleus
Molecular function (GO): ribosomal large subunit binding
Source: RefSeq, a predicted model, not a curated record